ACGUAGCGGGGCCAGAUGGGCCAAGAAGCCAGCACCAUUCCUCAUCGCUCCAUUCCGCCCGCUCCCCUCGUCGCCAUGAAGGUCCGGCGUGGCAGCUAUUCGCGGCUGCGGCAGGCUGCAGGUCUCCUCCUCGCGACGAGCGCCUUUGCCUCGGCCAAUACAGCACCCUCGCUCUAUGAUUACAAAUACGAUGGCACCACGACGUAUUGCUACUGGAUGGACCAGGGCAUGCAGGUGUCCAACUUCGACUUCGCGUACGUGCUAGAAGAGGGAACGAACUCCGAAUGCCCCCUCAGUGUCUCGCUCCAGCAAGCCACAACCGGCACUAUUCUUCUUGGAAGCGAAGUCGAGUACGCCUUCACGGCCACACUGAAUCUCAACCAAAACGUGUUCAACCUCACGGAACUCCAAGCUGUUGUGCCCGACCCCACUACGGGCCUCCCCAUGCAGGUUGGACACGCUAACAUCCACACGUGCUCGCGCUCCACCGUGUGCGAUAUCUUCCGUACAGGCUCAAACCGCAAGAUUGCGGACCAGGAGACGUCCAACUUUACCAGCUCCGGCACUGCCAGUUUUCGUCAGAAAAUUACGUACAGCAGCGCAGGUGAACGCAACGUGUUCGCGCACAUUAUUCUGCCUCCCAAAGACUUUUUGGAGAAGAGUUACCACUUCAUUACGUUCAUCACAACUAACGUAGAAGACAGCAUAACCAGUACAGCCGACGCCGACGACGGGGGACUCUCCACUGGCGCGACAGUGGGGAUGAUCAUCGGUGCCGUUGUCAUCGUUGUGGCUGUCAUUCUCUCUGUAGUCUUCUGGCGUCGUAAGCGUCGCCCUGGACAGGACACUGACCACUUUCGAAGCAGUGGAUUCGGCUUGCCUGCGUCGUACGUCGCGUCCAAAUCUAAGUCUCAUCUGGACUGGAAUGCCGAGCCUGAAGCGAGAUUGACGGGGCACGGCUCUGGCUGGAAAGACUACAGCGCUGGAGACCGCUCUCGUGGACCAGGUCUUAACGCUAGUGCGCUGGCCUUCAACGACCGUCUCAGUCGACAGAAUAAAACUGUGUCUUCCUCAGGUUCUCUGCACUCGAGUCGCGGUCCAGCUGACAUCUUCAACAACUACGACACGCCCAUGCAACGCUCAGCCACCAACUUCGGUGCUUCCGGACGUUCAGCUAGAGAUCCGUUCAACCGGUCGCAGUCCAUGUAUCCGGACGACUCGAUGUAUGACGACGGCGAGUCUAGAAUCGUCGAAGAAGACCCCAAUCUCGAGUACGGACGGACGCCUGACCUCGAGACUUUUGGUAUCGGAGGCGGCCACGGACCUUCGUUUGAGAGCGAGACUUCGAUCGGCACGUCGUUCGAGUACAACACGGACGACUCGCACUACAACCAACCGCCGUACAAUCCUCUUCUUAGUGGCUAUGGACGUGAAUCAGACAUGUCAAGUAUGGGCGAGACGGACGACUACAACAUGUACGAGCAGCCUCCUCCUCGUAUGCGUGGCAACACGCUGGACGCUCUGCUGACUGCUCCAGACGACCAGGGCAGCGAGAACGGGGAUAAUCGCACCAGUUCGGUCUCUUCAAUCGGUACCGUGGACUUUACGCAGGAUGAACCCUCUGUUCGAUCAGCAAAGCCCAUUACUUUUGAGCCGCUGGACGAGACCCUAACGAUGUCUGGUAUCGCCAAGGCAAAGGCUGCCAACUCGGGUCUUGGCAACACCAACUCAAGUGACAACAACGAGUUUGUUCUUCACGACAGCUCGGCGAAUUUCUCCUCGUCAAACGUUAGCAGUGACUAUGCCAGUACCGUCAGCUCGGUGGAUAUUGACGGCAACAAGACGAGAUUCGACAACACGUUUAACAGCACCAGCGACAUUGUGAGCAACGCAGACAUCGUGAGCACGACGGACUUUGAGUCGACUGUCAAUUCUGAUUAUGCUGGUGACAUUGCGAGCUCAGAGUUCAGUGCUAGUGGCAACGGUGAAUUCACGAAGCCCAGUAGCCAGAGCGAAGGCAGCAGCUUCAGUAGCGGGUUGGAAGGCUCGAGUUUUGACUCGGGUCUGGAGAGUUCGAGCUACGGUACUGAUGCGACGGGCAGUAGCUACGGUACUGGUCUGACUGGCUCGAGUUACGGCACAGAUGUGACUGGCAACAGCUACAGCACGAACCUGGCAGACUUGGCUCUAGACGUUAAGAAGGAGGAGAACGACCUGAGCAACACCCAGUCGACAUACGACUUUGACGACAAGUCCUUCCGUGCUUCCAACUCGUUCGCUACGUCUGCAUCCGACGAUAACCCGACGUCUGGCGAGGGUCUGCGUCCUAGACGUGUGUCUUCAGCUGAUGGAGAGAGCUACGAAUUCUAG
This is a messenger RNA of Phytophthora infestans T30-4, 2370 nucleotides long. RefSeq lists its product as uncharacterized. The record is from RefSeq and is a predicted model, not a curated record. Lineage: Eukaryota; Oomycota; Peronosporomycetes; Peronosporales; Peronosporaceae. The coding region runs from base 16 to 2370 and encodes 784 amino acids. The transcript is spliced from 2 exons.